AUGUCCAGCGUCUACCACCAACUAGAUACCUGGUUAGAGACUAUAAAUGAUCCAACCAUCCUUGUUUUCACAACCACGAUCACGGAAGAGCUUGUUACAUUUCUCUCCGAUGAGUACAACUUUGAAGUGACAUUACGAUUGGUGGACGACUUGCCGCUCCAGUUGAAGAUCCAAGCGGUUAAGGAUCGGUUCCAGCGGAUAAAACUGUUGAUCGGCGAGCUCUUCCAGCGGCUAAUUCUCAAUUUUCACCUUGGAAACUCCACCGAUCCAUGGAGACGCGUUCAGUUUCAGUACAAUAAGUAUGGGAAGCCGCUCCUUCCAGACGCAAAGUUCCAGUUCAAUUCAAGUAGUUCCAAUAGCAUCAUCAGUAUUGUCGUCGAACACUCGACUACUAAUUCUCCAGUCGGAGUAGAUUUGUCACAUUCCAAACAAAGGAUUUCGCCGUCACUGUUCUUGGAAGAUUUCGAGCCCAUAUUUGCGCCAAGCGAGUUGGAAUACCUAAGAGCCUACGAUAACGAUUCUCAAAGAUACUUCGUAUUUAACCAUUUGUGGACAUUGAAGGAAGCAUACACGAAAUUACUUGGCAGUGGUCUAAACAUCGAACUCUCGGACUUCUUCUUCAAGUUCGGUGAUACUUCUUUCAAUGUGGAAAACUACUACAAAAGAAUCCAAUUGAAAGAGGAAAAUGGCAUUUCAGAGUACAAUGUAGAGUGGUACACCAAAGUGCAAGUUGAUAAUGAAGGGCUUAUAGCGAAAAAGGAUAGGUUCGUUCACAGUCUAGAAAGAAACAGUGAAAGCUAUUGUCACAGCGCCAUACUUGAUAGAGGCGAUGCUGACCUUCUCCCAGUUAUAAUAACAAUAAUAAACCAGAAUAGAUCGAGCAAGUUACGGAGCUUCGAGGUGAGCUUUCUUGAUAUACUCAAACAAAUUCAAUAG
This is a messenger RNA of Scheffersomyces stipitis CBS 6054, 936 nucleotides long. It is a transcript of the gene LYS5, whose product is annotated as holo-[acyl-carrier-protein] synthase. The record is from RefSeq and is a predicted model, not a curated record. Gene Ontology annotation, cellular component: cytosol. Bases 1 to 936 code for a protein of 311 amino acids. The transcript has a single exon. Gene Ontology annotation, molecular function: holo-[acyl-carrier-protein] synthase activity; magnesium ion binding. NCBI's taxonomy places the organism in Eukaryota, Fungi, Ascomycota, Pichiomycetes, Serinales, Debaryomycetaceae.